AUGGCGUCGAUUGUGUUUCACGGGCCUAGCAAGAAGAGGAAGAACAGGAUCAAUUCGGCGAGACUCUUCGAUUUCGGAAAUUCCGCGGUUUCAGGGGCCAACAACUCCGGCGCUUUUAGAGACAACAUUCGCAGUUUUCUUCAGAGUUUCGGGGAAAUCGAAGACUACACAGUUUGCGAUAUGACCGUGUGGUUUGCUGCACUCGUCUCUGAGGCCGACGGUGUUCUGCCUCUCUAUGUUAUCGAGGAAACCGUUGAGGACUCUCUCGAUCCUUUCUGCAAACACUGCGAAUCAUCAGGAUGGGGUCACCAUUUUGUAUGCAAAAGAAGGUACCAUUUCAUAAUUCCUGCAAAACAGAACUGGAAUUUGCCACUGGAUGAGGAUUUUGGGGAAGUUCAUAAUCAUAAGUUAUAUGGUUUAAUCCACUGUAAUGGAUACGGGCAUCUUCUCGGCAUCAAUGCUCUUAAAACAAACUCGAAAUUCUCCACUGCAGAUGAUUGUAUGGUGCUCUGGGAUCGUCUGUGCUCGGUUCUCAAAGUCAGGAGUAUCUCGGCUCACAAUACCACCAGAAAGGAAGCAAUUGACCGAAAUUUGAUCCACGGUGCAGCAUAUGGGAAGUCCUGGUUCGAGAAAUGGGGCUACAGAUUUGGUGACGGUUGGCAAGAAUCUGCAGAGCACAAAUACAUUAGUGCAGUUCGGUUUCUGGGCUCAUUAAGCCUCGACAAAAUAAUUAUCGACUCCAAGAAGAAGAGAAAUGCCCAAAGGAUUCCAGAAAUGAUCAAUUGUUACAGAAAAUCGAGCGAAAAACCACUGGCUACCAUGAGUGACCUGUUAAAGUUCAUGUUGGCUUCUCAAUCGAGACAUAUUUACAACACGUGUAAUUCGGGAACCGGAGACCAGAGCCCAGUAAUGGGAUUCAAGACGUUUUUGAACUCGAUGAUGACAGAUUGCCGUUGGUCGGCCAAGAGGCUGGAGCAUGUGCUCUUUGUGAUUAUUGACCUUCUGAAGUGUCACACGGCCAACAGUGCAGGUACCGAGCUGUGUGGCAUUUCCCGGCAAGAACUUAGAGAUGAGGCCAGAAAAACCAUUGGCGACACUGGCUUGAUCGACUUUGUGCUCAAAUCAAUUAAAUCUUUCAGAGUUGGUAAUCUCGUCAUUCGUCGAUUAAUGAAUCCUUUUUCUAGAUUGACCGAGUUUGCAAUACACGAGAUAUCUGACCGAGGGCUGAUGGGCAGCCCGGACAUCGCUCGAGACGUGCGUUUUAUUUAUGAGAAUGUUAUACAAGGAUAUUUCGAGAAUCAGCCGUUUUUAUCCUGCAAUGCAGUCUUUAUGAAAGAUUGGCCGAUGAGAGGUGGGGUAGGGAACCAGUCAAUGAUGUUGAUGUGCAAGGUUUUGCCUGAUUUCGACGAGAUGGAGACUGAGUUGACUCGGCCUUUGUCGCCCGGUGAGGUUGUGGUAGUCGAGCCCUGGAUCACAAUUGGUGAUCUUAGAAUGGUUGCGCAGUGUGCUUUGAGGGACACGUACUGUAUGAUGGACAGGUUUGAGGUGGCCCAAAUUGGAGGAUUGAGGAAAAUCGAGGAUGAAUGUGCGCUGUUGAACACUGUGGAGCCGGGGUCGCAGGUUUGGGUGAGAGGACAUGGUUUAGACUUGCAAACUCGGCUGAGGUAUGAAGACGGGGGGCCCAAAAUGAGGGCUCGUUGUGCUUGA
Messenger RNA from Striga hermonthica, 1707 nucleotides. The record is from the annotation of a GenBank genome assembly. Lineage: Eukaryota; Viridiplantae; Streptophyta; Magnoliopsida; Lamiales; Orobanchaceae.